Dovyalis caffra is the source of this 2304-nucleotide messenger RNA. Lineage: Eukaryota; Viridiplantae; Streptophyta; Magnoliopsida; Malpighiales; Salicaceae. The record is from the annotation of a GenBank genome assembly.
AUGGAGAGUCCUUGCAAAGAAAGCAAUAUUCCCCUUUAUGAAUCUAGUAAGCAAGAGCCUUCAAGUAAAGCAAUUGAGGUUUCUGUGACUAAGAACAUUGCGCAACGAGUUCAAAAAGUUGAGUCGAAAGGGCCUCUAGAGAGAAGAUGCAGCCCUAGGCUUAGAAAUAUACCUAAAGAGAAAAGGCCAUGCUAUGUUGAAGGUCAGAGAAUGGUGUUAGAUGCUGCUAAACUUGAUGUUUGCAAGAAAGAAGUUGAAGUAGAGUCAACAGGGCCUCGAGAGAGAAGGCCAUUUCAUGAUGCUGAUCAGAGGUGGGGGUUAGGUGCUACUAAAGGUGACGUGUGCAAGAAAGAAACUGGAGAUCAUAAUCGGAAGAGACCGUCAGAACUGCCAGGAGAUGAUGCUAGCAAGAGAAGAACCUACAUGGAUCAUUCAAUGCAAGAAUGGCUACCUAAUAUAGAUAGAAAAGGCAGAGAAAAUGGGCAAAGUAGAAGUCGUCUGGCCCUUGGUUCCUUGCCUUUUAAAGUUGAUGAUGCAGAAAUUGAGUUAGAAGACAAUGCUUAUCUGAAAUGGACGGACUAUCAAAGUUUUGUAGCUGAUGCUAUUAAACAGAAGGCCAGUGCAGCAGUGAAAGAGGCAGUGAGGACUUUUAAUUCUCAUUGCCUUAACUUUGCUCAGGUAGAGGAGAAGAGAUAUGAGAAGGUAGAGGUCAGAGAUCCUCAAGUUGCUAAUUGUACAAAUACUGCUACUUUCACCAUUUCAUUCUCUGUCUCUGUCUCUCCCUCUUUGGAGGCAGAUCUUGGUCUUUGUGAUUGUUACGCUAAUCCUAUGAAAACUUUGCAGAAGGGAAAUUCAUCCGCUGAUGCUAAGCGUUCUUCAAAUCAAUCCAUUCUGAAGGAAAUUUCUGAGGCAAGUAUUCUUGUUGGGCAUAAAUUCUUCUCUCGAGAUGAUAUGGUGGCUACAGGUUUUCGUGGACAUUGGUUGAAUGGAAUUGAUUACAUACGCAAACUUUGUGGCAAAUUGAAUAAGGACAAUAAGUAUAGCAGCCCAGUAGCAGUAGCAAUCAUGUUGUCUGGGCAAUAUCAAGACAGUGUUGAUUGUUCGAAUGAAGUUGUGUUUACAGGCCAAGGCAGAAAUGACUUGAAUGGUAGUAAGCGUCAAAUUAAAGAUCAAGUUAUGCAUUGCAGUAAUUUGGAUCUUAAGAAUAACAUGGAGCUUUCUGUACCUGUCAGAGUCAUCCUUGAACAUGAAUAUGCUGAUAGUCAUAGUGGCAAAGUUUACACAUAUUGUGGAUUGUACAAGGUUGUACGUCACUGGUCUGUUAAAAAGGCCUCUGGAUUCUCUGUUUCUAAGUACCGUUUGAAACGGCUUCAAGGGCAGCCCAAAAUUGAGAUAGAUAAGUCUGUUCAAGUGGCAAGAAAUGUGAUCCUUCCCCCUAGUGCCUCUGGUUGUGAUUGCAAAGGAAAAUGUACAAAUCCAAGGUCUUGUUCCUGUGCUCGACUUAAUGGCUUUGACUUUCCAUACGUGCGCAUAGAUGGUGGCAGAUUGAUUGAACCAAAGGAUGUGGUGUUUGAAUGCGGUCCUGGAUGUAGCUGUGGACCUAGUUGUAUUAACCGUGUCUCCCAGCAUGGAUUGAAGUAUCGACUUGAAGUCUAUCGUACAGCGAGCAAAGGAUGGGCUGUUAGGUCCUGGGACUUAAUUCCUUCUGGUGCUCCAGUCUGUGAAUACUUUGGAAUUCUUAGGAGGAAUGAUGAGUUGGAUAACGUCUCUGAGAAUGAAUUUAUAUUUGAUAUUGACUGCUGGCAUACAAUGAAUGGAAUAGGGGGAAGAGAGAGGCGACAAGGUGAUGGGUCUGUAUCUGCUUGUGAUCCUGUGAAGAAAGCGGAUGUCAAGAUGGACGAAAGCGAGUCUGAAUUUUGCUUAGAUGCAGGUUCAUGUGGUAAUGUUACCAGAUUUAUUAAUCAUAGUUGUAUGCCCAACCUAUUUGUCCAGUGCGUUUUGAGCACCCACCAUGAUAUUCGACUUGCUCGAAUUGUGCUAUUUGCGGCAGAUGAUAUACUUCCUAUGCAAGAACUUACAUAUGACUAUGGUUACGUGCUUGAUAGCGUUGUCGGUCCUGAUGGGAAAGUAAAACAGUCACCAUGCUACUGUGGCACAGAUGAGUGCCGGGGGCGCUUUAUACUUAUUAUAUACAAUGAUUUCUUUGGGAUUGAUGUGCUUGGUUGGCUGAGAGAUCUCAAAUUAAUAAUAUUAUCUGGUGGAACUCUCAUUUCUUGUUACCUUUUGGUAAUUAUCAAGGAAUGA